AUGGCUCGAAACAAUCUACUCAUCUACCUCAUGAGACGAGACCUCAGAGUCUCUGACAAUCCGAUUCUUCAUCGACUUGCAACAUCCAAGGAGCACAAUUUCACCCAUCUCCUCCCUGUUUUCGUCUUCCCCUCUAAGCAGAUCGAGGUGUCGGGCUUCCUGCCCGAAGGUAUCAAAUCUCCCUAUCCAGAGGCUCGCAGUCAAGUAGGCAAUUUUUGGAGGUGCGGCCCACAUCGAGCUCGCUUCCUCGCUCAGUCGGUCUGGGAUGUGAAGCAAUCACUCGAAAGUCUCGAUAGCGGUCUCCUUAUACGGGUUGGAAGCUUCCAAGAUGUCUUGGAUUCCACUAUCAAAUCCCUUACAAAGUCCGGUGUUCACGUCUCCGCCGUUUGGAUGACUGAAGAGCAUUCCUCUGAAGAGAUUGAAGAGCAAGAAACCGUCUCUGCGGUUUGUUCUGAUCAUGGUGUUGGCUUCCGUCUUUGGCCCGAUGAGAAGUACUUCGUUGAUGAUCGUGACACGGGCCUGGCACAUCCUCGAGAUCUUCCAGAUGUAUUCACCACUUACCGAAAAUCUCAAGAGCCGCUACGUGAUCGGCCUCGUUCCACGUUGCCCAAGCCCAGAAAGUCGACACUCCCGCCGUUCCUGGACGCCCACGCAGUUCCGCCUCAAUUCCCCCCCUUUGUGGUCGCUGAAUCUUUGGCCGAACUCGAGUCAAGAUUGGUUUCUCCCAUCGCUACAAUGUUUCACGACCAGCCCCCAUUUCCAGAGGGAGCACAGUCCGCUCACCCUUUCACCGGUGGUGAGACAGAGGCAUGGCGACGUCUUGAGUAUCUCAUCAAGACUGGUGCCAUGGCAGCAUACAAAUCCACCCGCAACGGAUUGAUUGGCCCCGACUUUAGUACCAAAUUGUCAGCGUACUUGUCAAAUGGAAGUUUGACAGCAAGACAAAUCCACCACGAGCUUGUGAGGUUCGAAGAUGGCACAUCUUCCAAGUACGUGAUGGCGACUGGGUACGGCGAAGGAGAGAAUGAUGGCACGCGAGCUGUGCGAUUCGAGCUUCUAUGGCGAGACUACAUGAGGCUCUGCACUCAAAAGUUUGGGCGCAGGCUCUUCCGACUCGCAGGACUUCGAGAAACUUCAUACAAGAGGACAUGGAAGACUGGGAACGCAGAGCAUGCUUCUGCCGACCAAGACCCAUCGCCGGAGAGAGUCUCUCACAUCAUAGAGAGAUUUCUGCAGGGUACAACUGGAAUGGGUCUCAUCGAUGCCUCUCAACGUGAGCUUUUUCACACAGGUUACACCUCCAACCGCGCUCGCCAGAAUGUUGCAAGCUUUCUCGCAAAGCAUCUUGAAAUUGAUUGGCGAUACGGAGCAGAGUGGUAUGAAAUGAUGCUCGUGGAUUACGAUGUGUCUUCCAAUUGGUCAAAUUGGAUGUAUGUUGCCGGCGUAGGCAAUGACCCUCGCGGCGAAGCCCGAAUCUUCAAUCCUGUGAAGCAGGCAUAUGACUAUGACCGCGAGGGCGAGUAUGUGCGUAUGUGGGUACCCGAAGUGAGGACCAUGGAGAAGAUUGAAAAUGUUUUCCAAGUCUGUACGGCCAGUCCGGACGACCUUGAAAGAUCUGGCCUGACAAGUCACAUCAUGGUUACCGACCCCAUCAAAAAGAUCGACUUUUCCGUUGAUAAGAAGCCCCGCACUUCUCGAAAGCCGACACCGAAAUGGAGACUCCGUGACAGUCAAGCUCGUAAAGACAAAGACAAUGACAACGAAAAGGACGGAGACGGCAACUGGAGAUCAUCGGACACUACAGUAGUGAUCAGAAAGCAAUCCAACAACAACCAAGCCGGAACCAACGAUCCAGGCAAAGUCAAUGAUGAUAGUAGGGCCACCAUUGCACAUGGUGCCGCAGGUGCAAACGUGAACCGGGCUUCUGGUACAAACAGAACCCUGGGCACAAACGGGGUCACUGUUGCGAAUAGUGCCAGCAGCCUAACUAGAGUGAGGCGCCCAAGUGAAGCCAAUGGCUCCAACGGGUUUCAUGGAACUCACGGCUUGCAUACCACCAGCCAGACAGCUAUUAUGGGCCAGUACCAGCACCACCCCUUCCACGAUCAGCUCAAUGGUAUAUCGUUCUCGCCACCCGGCUUCGUCAUGCCCAUGUAUUACCCCUCGUCUACCCCGUUCGGCCAUUCGCCGUUUGGAAGCAGCCAGUGGUUCCAAUCCAGCAACACGUAUAGACAAAGCCGAGGACGAGGUUCUGGUCAAGGCUAUCGUGGAAGAGGUGGCCGGCGAGGUGGUCAGAGAUACAAUGGCCGGAACAACAGCUUUCGUCGGGAUAAUAACAACGGCCCUCGUUAUGGCGGCCAUUUCGAUGGCGCCACCUUGACUUCAGCUAAUAACCAGUCCUAUGAGUCUUCCACCUAA
Molecule: messenger RNA, 2418 nt
Organism: Clonostachys rhizophaga
Lineage: Eukaryota; Fungi; Ascomycota; Sordariomycetes; Hypocreales; Bionectriaceae
Source: the annotation of a GenBank genome assembly